Molecule: messenger RNA, 8057 nt
Organism: Micropterus dolomieu (smallmouth bass)
Lineage: Eukaryota; Metazoa; Chordata; Actinopteri; Centrarchiformes; Centrarchidae
Product: FH2 domain-containing protein 1-like
Exons: 14
Coding region: 328-4206 (1292 amino acids)
Source: RefSeq, a predicted model, not a curated record
CGGCUGUUCAGCGCGCGCUGCCUGUGGAUGCGAACCAGUCAAACGGGAGUCGUCUUAAAUGUUGUUUUGCUGUAAAUUUUUAACAUUUUCUAACAGAGGUUCUGUCCAGAGCGUCCGCACCGCUGGAGCCGCUCACUCCGCUCUCUCAUCUUCUGCCAUUUGAUUCUUCAACAAUCUCUGAUGUUCCUGAAGCAUCUUCAUCAUCUUCAUCAUCGUCACCACGCCGCUCGCCAUGGUCACCCAUCCACUUGGUGACCGAUCUGUCUGCCACCAAAUCCUCCGCCUCUUCUCUCUGCUCCCGUCCAACUGGCCGAGGGGAUCCAUGUGAUGGGCAGCGUCUCCCGAGUCAAUGAACGUUUCGAGGGCGUGGCCAUCGGCGUGCCAACGUCUCAUCCUCCUCCUCCUCAUCCUCCAUUAGGAUUUUCUGAUAUUGAGAGCAACGGGACAAAACCACCUCCCCCUCUUCUUCCUCCUCCUCUUCCUCCUCCUCCUCCUCCUCCCCAGCUGCCCGUGUUUCCUGGGCUGGGAGACCCUGUAGGAGGAGGCCUGAGGAAGAAGAAGAGGGUGAGGAGUUUCUUUUGGAAAACGAUACCAGAGGAUCAGGUGAAGGGGCGGGCCAACCUGUGGACUCAGGGCCGAGUGCAGCAGCAGUACCAGAUCGACGUCCAAACCAUCGAGGAGCUUUUUGGUCAGAACGACUGUCAAUCAAACGCCAAGGCCACACCUACCAGGGGAGGGAAGACCAGGAGCUCGUUCAGAGAGGCCAAAGAUGAGGUCUCCAUUCUAGACUCUAAGCGAGGGAUGAACAUUGGGAUUUUCCUCAAACAGUUCAAGAGGGCCAAUCAGGCGAUAGUAGAUGAUAUUCGUCAUGGCAACAGUGAACCUUAUGGGGUGGAGCCUCUGAAAGACCUGCUGAAACUGCUGCCUGAGGAGGAGGAGGUGAAGAAGCUGAAGGCGUUCCGAGGCGACGUCUCUAAGCUCCCAUUGGCUGAUUCCUUUGUGUACCUGCUGAUUCAGCUUCCCAGCUACUCAGUCCGGAUCGAGUGCAUGCUGUUGAAAGAGGAGUUUCCUGGGGUGUGUGAGGCCAUGAAACGAGACAUUAACGUCCUUCGCUCCGCCACUAAAGAGUUAAUGUGUUGUGAGGAGCUCCAUGCUGUUCUCCACUUGGUGCUGCAGGCUGGAAACAUCCUGAAUGCUGGAGGUUAUGCAGGAAACGCAGUUGGUUUCAAGCUGUCGUCCCUCCUUUCUCUGGCCGACACCAAGGCCAACAAACCGGGCAUGAACCUGCUACACUUUGUCGCUCUGGAAGCACAGAAAAAAGACAAGAAGCUGUUGGAGUUUCCACUGAAGUUGAGUCACGUCCAGCCUGCAGCCAGGAUCUCCUUGCAAACGCUGGACACUGACUUGCAGUGGCUGAUGUCUCGCAUGCGCUCAGUAGAGGAGAACGUCCAGAGAGACACAGAGCUGCUCCAACAACUCGACCAUUUCCUGCAGUCAGCCACCUUGUCUCUGUGUUCGCUGCGUGGAAGUCGGCAGCAUCUGAAGAAGGAAGGCAGUGAGCUGAUUGACUUCUUCUGUGAAGACAGAGAAACGUUCAGACUGGACGACUGCUUCAGCAUCUUCCACACUUUCUGCUCCAGGUUCACUGAUGCUGUCAAGGAGAACAAGGAGAGGGAGGCUAUGGAGGCAGCCCGUUUCCGGCGUUUACAGGAGCUGGGGGAUCAGAAGAGCCACUCUUUGCCCAGGAGUGCGGAGGUGGGCAGAGUGUUCGGGUUGCGCUGCAGCAGCGAGACGGACAUGUCAGCUGCCGUGUCACGACACGACGAGGCCGGACAAGGCCGUCCCCGCUCACCACUAAAUACCUCCCUCAAUCCUCUGGGACGCUCGAGCAGUUUACGGCGGUCCCGACACUCUCCAUCCAGUUCGCCGUUUAUUGCUGCUGAGCGCGAACUGAGCACGCUCCUGGGGAUGGAGACCCCUGAGAACAAAUUCGCCCAGCAGAGAGGUGAGGGAGAAGCAAGGACAGCUUUUCCUUCGGCCUCACCUGAACUUAGAGGUCCAAGACUCUCCUCUCAGACUCGGCCGCAAAGUCCAAGGGGCACAACAUACAGCUUACCCCAAAACCAGCAGCCUCAAGCGGACCGGAUGGCACCGCAAACCCCCUCCUCAUCUCCCAACACCUCUCUGAGUGCACUAAACGCAAACCAUACAACCGCCACUUACCUCAGCUAUGAUGCUACCCAGACUGUAGUAAACACCAUCAAUCCCACAAAUGAAGUUACAAUCAAGCCUACCUCUGAUCAGAACCACCGAUCCGACCACAACAACAAUGGAAAAGAUCGACUCAGCCUGGGAGUGCUUUCAGACCAUCGAACUCAAUCUGGUUUGAGGGGGGAACUAGCAAGAAUGAACAAAGCUGAUCAGAAUUUUAAUGGACAGAUCGCCUGCAUUGACAAGACGUUUGAAAGCAGCACUGCUGCUACAGGCAACAUGUCUGUGGUUUUAGAGAAAUGCACAUUGGUGCCUGAGCUGAAGGUGUUCAACAAGGUCACCACCCUGACCAGCCACAACGAGGGGCAUCACAAGGACGAUAUAUUAGUCACAGACUUGGAAGAAGAAGGAGUGGACAAAUCUCAAAUCCAGAAGCUGCAGAAUAACUCUCAUAUUGGGAAUACAGAAAAAUCUGAAACAACCUCAUCCUCGUCAGGUAGAGAGGAAGAGGAUGGACGAGAGGAAAAGGUGAUUGUAUGGUGUGUGACAGGUGUGUGUGAGGCAGGCGGCGAGCUCACACACGCUGACAGCACACAUCCACAAACUGAGAACGAUGAGUGUAGGAGUGACAGUCGGGGAGGAAGCCGUCAGACCUCCUCUGCCGCAGCCAAUUGCAAGCCUUCAGAACCUCAGCUGGCCAAUAAGAAGCUAGUGCCUGUACCUAUCAGCAGCCAACCGGUGCCUGUCUCCCGCGGUGACGACCCGUCACAUCCUGUCUCUUCCCCCAUGUGGCACCCAGCAGAGCUUGCAUCAGCCAGUGAAGCAGCUGCUCACACCACAGAUGUCUGUGAGGAAGCUAAAGAACCAGCCAAUCAAGGGGAAGAAAAACAGUGCUUCACCACUGAGAGGAGAGAGGGAGAGGCUGUCACACAACAGUCAACAGAUGACAGGAGCAGAAACGAGACUGCUUCCUGUUACACAACCACUGAAAAUACAGAAGUGGCUUCCUCCACUAAUGGACAGUUAGAACCAACAACUUCGUCCAAACCCUCCACCAAGAACCUCCCUACCUCUAAAACUCGACCCGCUGGGAUGAAGCCCGCCACCCUGAACACCGCCUCUGCCGCAAACAAAUGCAAGCCUGUCCGCACCCUGACUAACUCCGAGAACCAAGGCAUGAGGCGGGUUGUGCCCAUCUCCAGGACCAGCCGAGGUUCUCCGUCUCUGAGCAAACGUUCUGAGAGGCUGUCUGGUAACCACUGGGGCUCCAGCACUGCAGCACCUGCCAGUCCGUCCAUCUCUAACCUCAACUGCAACUCCUUCCGACGAGGAGAGAGGCCGUCAACUGCUCCUUCAUCCCGACGCUCCAGCAUCCAAAAGACACCGGACUCCAAGGAUUUGAAAGACCAGAAGGUUUCAGGUACUAAUGCAUCUGCCCGAGAGCAGAACCAGGAGUUGCAAAGGAAGUCGUCUAUCCGAAAGCCUUUAUCAAAACCCAAACCCCCGCCAGAGGAGAAAAUUUGUCGCUCCACACUGCGGGCGCUCACUCAGGCCGGGGGAGGUGACAGUGUCAGUGCCCCUGCCACUCCGUUGCACAAAGCCACUGCCCCUUCAUCUUCACCGCUUCCAAGUUUCGCCCGAAGCACCGCCUCGUCUUCUUUCAGGCAAUCCCACACCACCCUUGCUCGUCCCCAUUCACCCCACACUGGCUCGGACUGCUCCCCGAAAUCCUCCCCGAAGAUCACCAAGACCACCUCCUCCUCUGUUGCCCCACCUGGCGCCUCCUCACCUGUCACCCUAACAGAAGUCUCCGCCCCCUCAAGAUCUUCUGUUCCCCUCAACCCACCCUGCCCAUCUCCACUGAGAAGGACUCAGAGCAUCAGGGUAAUACGCUCAUCGCUCCACGACUCGCUGGUUCCCCCUAAAGGCACCUUCUCCGACAAGUCAACUAAUUCUAGGGACUCAGUCAAGUCCACCAGGCCAAGCUGGAGAUAACAGCAGAAAUCUGAGGCUGCCUUCCAACAUUAAGUCCAAGCAGUGUCUAAAAGUCCUUCCUUCUUUACUGGGGGUGGAGAGGAAGUCAGAGGAUGCAUUUCAAUAUUAAGUAAACUUCUAUUUAUGUAUCUCAAGUUUAGCCAACUAAGAAAGGAGGUUACAUUCCAGUAUGAAGUACAGACACUGUCCACGUUUAAAGGUUUCAUUACAAUAUAAAGAUUAAUUUGUCUUCUAUGCAUUCAAAUUUAAAGGCUAAGUUCUGUAUUUUUCAGCAGUAUUUUCCAAUGUUUUAGUUUUGAUGUGUCUAAUUGGGACACAGUUUUAAAAAAAAGAAAAAAAUCGGUCCGGUAUUGAGUGAGCGCUUUGCAGUCAGCAGCAGCAGCAAAACAGGGCUGCAACAUAAUCUUUGUGGGCAAUUGUUGUCCCGUGAAAGUAUGUUCACCAAAGUGCUUGUUUUUUCCACUGACAGGCUCAGAAGUGUCUGUUGCUAUGUUUCUCUUGUCAAAGCCACCAGACAUAAUUUCACAUUAAUGAACACAGGAGCUGCUGGUCGUUUAGUUUGUUUGUUAUUGUGUGAACAAACUACCUGACCAGGCAGCAGCAGACCAGAGAGAUAAUAAAUAUGGUUUUUGUCAAGGGAAUCUGGUGGUUCUGGAGAUCGCAAUAUAAUGACUGUUUCUGGUUAAACAAAAGGGUCUUUACUCUUUCAAAAGAAGACUCUCUCUGCCGGGAUCCUUUCCAUGAUGUUUUCAGACACUUCUAAAAACAAUCUCAGCCUGUCAGUGGCAAAAACAAGCACUUCAUUGGACGUACUUUGACAGGGCGCAAUUGCCUGCAUGGGAAACUAAGGUCCAGGUAGCAAAAUACAAAACUUACCCUUUAAUCCAUGCUGGUGGAAAAACGAUGUGUUCAGUUUGAAAGCACUACAUUAUGUACACUAUGCUCACUUUAUACUGUAAAGUGUUUAUAAUGUGCUCUGAAAGACCAGAGAGGCUUCAUUCCAAGGAAGAAUAAACUGUCUCCAAUGAGUACUUUUAAACACUAGAGCUAAGUGGUAAUUCAUUCCUGAAGCAUAAUACAGAUACUCUCUUGUCCUAAGGAAAGGCUGCAUUCUGACAAAAAGCUGAAAAGCACAGUUCUUCUCUUAAGGCCUGCUCAUGCCAGUAAGCGGUACAACGAAAUGUAUCCUUUCGUGAAAUAUGUGGUUCCUAUAAUGUAGGGACUAGUUAGUAAACUUCUGUAGCUUGUAAGCUAACUGCUAACACAGCCGGGGUUAGCAUCAUUCUGUUACAGUAGCACUCUUUUUCGUUUUCUCUGUACUUUGCCGUAAUUCCCCAAGCUGGCAUUUUCUUCCCAGGACAAUUAAUUUAAUAAAGAGUUGUUGGGGGGAAAAAAGCUGUCUAAGCAAACAAGCUCGCUAACUUAGCCUCUUUUGUGGAGCAGUUUAUCUCUGUCAAAGGACGUUAAAUAAAACUGAAUGGUGCAAAACAGCGAAUAAGUUACGAUAGUUUCCUCCAUUUUGGACUCACCGGCUUUCCAUUCCCUCAAAGACCAGCACUGAAAAACUGGCAUACUAUUAGUCAAUGGUGCAACUUUGUAUGUCAAAGUUUACUGAAGUUGAACACGAGUUUAAAAGUUUAAAAAAUGAUUCGAUUUCGCUGGUUAUUUUAAAUGCUGGUGUGAACAGGACUUUCACACAAAGCCCCCAAAUCCUGUUUGGAGACAGAGGGACCUAUUCCAAUAUGAAAUAUACUUUACAGAUGAGGUAUAGGCUGCAUUCCAAUAUGACGAUGUCUUGAACCCUUAGACCAGGGGUGGCCAAACCAACUGCAGCUGAUUUUAAAUGCCCCACAGUGGAUAUAAAAAACCUAACUACAAAAUGGCUUGAGUUUAUUUCUAAUCUAAAUCAAACUUUAUGUACAUUGCACAUCGUAGUUUAAACACUAGAUGUUGCUUUCAACAGCUACUUGAUCCACAACAAUGGAUUCCUAGUCGAUGAAAACUCAGUUGAUUAAACAUGAUAGAACAAAAUGUUAGAAUUUAGCCCUUCUACAUCCACUUUACUACGUUUUCAUUUUAAAACACAGCACUUUUGCUACAUUUGCACCUGCCGUUCAGACUAAAACGGCGUAUCUGAAGAGUUUGAAAACUCUGUAGACCGCGUUUUCAUUUUAAAACUCCAGGGUAGCCUAGUGCGGAUAGGUGAAAACGGAGGACUCACAUUUGGCUUCCUGAUCGGGUCUUAUCGGUCAUGGAGUAUUCUUCCCUAAUUCGUCAGGCUCCUGUCACAUGACCCAUCUCUGGGACAAAACGUACAUCAGCAUGGCGCGAGUUCAGCACCGACAAAACGUAGCAAAACGUUUUUUUCAACGCAAACGGUGGUGCGUUGAACACCCUGUUGUGUACGCAAGCGCACUGCAUUUUCCUGCCUUUUGUGCUGACUUGUCGCAGCUGAUUGGGUGACACCUCUGACACGCCCACCAAAUGGGAGAAAAAAUACCUCAUUGCACAACAUUUCAAGGAAACAUGACGUUCAAUCCCAAACGUCAUGUUUUGAGAUUGAACUCGCCCCUGGACUACCAGUAGUGAGUGCAUCAUGGAUAACGUAUUACAACCGUUACUGACCUUGAUGUCUUUGCUAACAGCUCUUGUAUCGUCAAAACUGCAGAGUAGACACUCGGCUUCCUUUUUACACCAGCAUGCCCAGUGUAUGGACGUGAAUGGUCAUGAUGUGCGUUUUCAGUCAUUUUAGUACGGACGGACGGAUAGAUUUUGAUACACAGAUAAAAUGCUGAUGUGUAUGGAGAUCUUUUUCAUGCAAAACUUAGUAAUGUGAAUGUAGCCUUAGUGUAAGUGGUUUUACAAACUGAUAACGGACUUAUCAUUAGCCACAUGAAACACACUCCACCAUUUUACUGCUGAAAAAAUUAGUCGAUUAAACCGGUAAUCAGUUGUUAGUUUCGGCCCUAAAUCGUUCUUUAGCUGAGUAAUUUGCACUCUUACAUGAAUAAUGCCACAGAUUCUUGCAUUUAACUUUUUGUACUUGCCUUCUGGAUGUAAAGUCAGGUAAAGUACACACAGCCUCUGAACUCAUACCUAAAUGUUUUAAAUUUCACCAAGGGCAAGGCCACAUUCCAACACUAACAAUCUACAGUAAAUCUUGCUCUUCUCGUUCAUUGUGAACUUAACCAAGCCUCCCUUUUCUGUGUUAAACCCCUCCAAGAUACAAACUACAUUCUAAUACUAUCUACACAUAAUUUCCUUUUCCUACGAGCUUUGUACCAAUACGAAGGUCACCAAGCCUCAUAUUGUUUGGCGAAAUGCACUGACACCCAAUAAUGCAGCAUAAAAAUGUAUUUUCAUGACAUUCUCGUUCUUGAGAAAAUAAAAAAAUGAAAAACAACUAGACCUGCAAGUACAAAUAAUUACACACCUGGCUUCUUGGGGAGCACAAGGUAGUUUUUAUUCAUGAGUGAAGAAAGGAAAUAAAUGUCUGCAUCUACAUAUGUGUAAUUACAAUUAUUUUAUAACUCUGUAAUUUUUGCAAUGUUUCUGGUAAUUGACAUGACUGAAUCCCAGCUGGGCAUUUCCUAAUUUCUUGAAAUCACAUCAUUAUAAUUACAAACUUAAAUUGCUAAAUAACUGAGAAUCAUGAAGUUUUAAAAAGAGUGAUUAGUUUAGACGAGGGGAUAUUUAAAGUGUCUCUGAUUCAAACCAACAGUGUCUGCAGUGCCAAGUUUGUAGAUAUGACAUAUUUGUAUGUUUAUGUAUCUCUAUUUAUGUAUGAAGUUAAUAUUUGUUAUAUAUAUAAUCUAGUAUCUGCUACUGAAUAAAGUAUUAUUCCUCCAACA